CAACCACCACUACUACCACAACCCUAUUGUCAAACAAGUGCUUGUCGCCCUUUUUUCCUCCUUUUUGUCUGUUCGAGAUUCUUAACUGUCUUUUUUUACUCCCUUCCGCCGGUAUCCAAGCGAGGAGGUCAAACGGACCACCACCAUACCUCCUAGCGACAAACGACCCAACCCCCUCAUCCAACAAAACAUGGGAAAGAAGAGCAGGUGGGAGAAAAGUUCGGCCACGGCGCCUUCAUGCAGCAAUAUUGACCCCUCGUUGGCAUCUCUAUUUGAUCUGAGUUUUGGUGCAGUUCAAGUUCCACAAAAAGCUUCCAUUGAAAGUACCCGAUCGAACAAAGCUGCGGAAGGUGAGCCAGAAGAGGAUGAUGAGGACCUUUCGGAGGUUGAGGGGUCUGAUCUAGAGGAUACUUCGGACGGCGAGGCCGCAAACGAUUCCCAAUCGGGAAAAGACGAUGAUACGAAGGAUUUGCGAGCCACGACUGCGCCGGGGGAUAAGAGGCAGAAACGCAAGAGACGGAGCGACAAGGGAGAAAUUGAGGAUAUCUAUCUACAGAAGCUACAAGAUUCCCAGGAUGCCGAGGACAAACGGCGGAUGUCAAAAAGGACUAGGACUGAGGCAGAGGACGAAGAGUUCAGAGAAAGUGACGAGGAUGACAUCGAUGUUGAAAAGGAGGAACCCUCAGCCAAGCACGAAUCUCUCGCAAAUCCUGGAGACGUCGAGCUCGACAAGUCUUCCAGGACAGUUUUCCUAGGCAACGUCCCCUCCGCAGCGAUUUCAUCCAAGAUAAUUUCCAUCCGGUUCCGCAGCGUAGCCUUCAGCGAGCAAAUCCCGCGAAAGGCCGCUUUCGUGACUCACAAACUACACGAAAAGCAGCAAACUGUAAACGCUUACGUCGUCUACUCCACCCCGGUCGAAGCCCGUGAAGCUCUAAAGCUAAACGGAAAGGUAGUCCUCGACCGGCACAUCCGGGUCGACUCAGUCGCGCACCCAUCCCCCCAGGAUCCCAAACGCUGCGUGUUCAUCGGGAACUUGGAUUUCGAGGCUCAAGAGGAGAAUUUAUGGCGACACUUUGGUACCUGCGGGAAGGUGGAGAGUGUGCGUGUUGUUAGGGACGCCAAAACAAACGUUGGGAAGGGGUUCGCGUAUGUUCAGUUUGAGGAUCCCAUGUCGGUAGACGAAGCCCUCCUCCUAGACUCCAAAAAGAUGGCCAACGACCGAAAGCUCCGCGUCUCCAGGGCGAAAACCAUAAAGCGAAACCAAACGGGCAAACCAGACCCUCCCUUAUCCGAUAAACGUUCCUCGAGGAGCAAAGGCGUAUACAUCCCAAAGCUCGAUCCGAAAACUAAAAACAUCAUCGGUAGGGCGCACAAACUCCUCGGGAGAGCCGGCGCCGCCCAACUGAAAUCACAGAGCGAAGUCUUUGAAGGACUGAGAGCUAGUGCGAACACCGAUUCCGGCAUUAAAAAGGGAGGCUCAGGGAAGAAGACCGGGAAACCGAGGUCAAGAGCUAGAGCUGCGGCUUGGAAGCAGAAGGGGAACCACCGGUAAACUUAUCACAAGUGAUUGGGAGACGGGUUUUUGUAUAUAUAUUCUAGUAUGGUAGUGUGGUAAAUAAGUGAAAGGUCUUGUUGGCCGUUUGGGAAUGAA
Molecule: messenger RNA, 1651 nt
Organism: Tuber melanosporum (Perigord truffle)
Lineage: Eukaryota; Fungi; Ascomycota; Pezizomycetes; Pezizales; Tuberaceae
Exons: 4
Coding region: 191-1552 (453 amino acids)
Molecular function (GO): RNA binding
Source: RefSeq, a predicted model, not a curated record